This is a messenger RNA of Oryza brachyantha (malo sina), 1523 nucleotides long. RefSeq lists its product as uncharacterized. Bases 173 to 1228 code for a protein of 351 amino acids. The record is from RefSeq and is a predicted model, not a curated record. The transcript is spliced from 9 exons. Lineage: Eukaryota; Viridiplantae; Streptophyta; Magnoliopsida; Poales; Poaceae. Gene Ontology annotation, molecular function: nucleic acid binding; RNA-DNA hybrid ribonuclease activity.
CGCCGCCGGCGCGCCGCCACUUCCCCGCGACACGGCCGGCCUCCGGUCGCCGGAAUCGGUUGCGCGCGCCACGAGCAGCAGCGCAGGAGGCAGGCGGGCUGCCGGGGAGGAGGAGAGCAGGGUGGUAAGGCUCCAUCCCCCCCUGACUGGUUUCACCCUGGCAGCUACCCCAAUGAGGAGUUGCGCUUCUUCUUCUCUCUGUGGAAUUUCUAGAGUUGCUUGGAGGAGGCACGCGGUGGCCGGAGCCGGAGGAGCUCUGGGCCAGCAGCCGCACCUGCGCUACCUGGUGCCCAGGCCUCCCGCGCCGCCGCCCAUUGGCCUUGCUCUCGGGCGCUACUUCUCCUCUUCAUCCCGACGCUCCGCCAAGAGAUCCGCCGCGGCGAAGCAGAGUAGCCAGCCGCCGCCGCCGACGCCGACGCCGAUGGACGGUGGUGCCGGAGGUGAGCCGUUCUAUGUCGUCCGCAAGGGGGACGUCAUCGGCAUCUACAAGAGCCUCAGCGAUUGCCAAGCUCAAGUCAGCAACUCGGUAUGUGAUCCUUCUGUGACGGUGUACAAAGGUUACUCUUUGCAUAAAGAAACAGAAGAAUACCUCGCUGCACGGGGUUUGAGGCAUCCUCUUUACGCCAUUAACGCAGCAGAUGCAAGAGAUGAAUUAUUUGAUGGCCUAGUUCCAUGCCCUUUUCAGCAACCUGAUGGUACUGGGACUUCAACUUUAAAAAGGCCACUAGAGAUGGAACCCGGACCGUCAAAGAAACAGCCCAAAGUUGUCGAACAAGAGCCAUUACCUGAUAGUUCUCUGUCCUGUCUUCUUGAAUUUGAUGGUGCUUCUAAAGGAAAUCCUGGGAAAGCAGGUGCUGGAGCUGUAAUAAGACGACUAGAUGGAACUGUGAUUGCUCAACUACGGGAGGGUUUGGGUAUCGCAACCAACAAUGCUGCUGAAUACCGUGCAUUGAUCCUAGGGCUAAGAUAUGCUGCCAAGAAAGGAUUCAAGUAUAUCCGUGCUCAAGGAGAUUCUAAGCUUGUCUGUAACCAGGUCCAAGAUGUCUGGCGUGCUAGGCAUGAUACUAUGGCUGACUUGUGCAAAAAGGUUAAGGAAAUUAAGGGAAGAUUUCAUACAUUUCAAAUCAACCAUGUUUUGAGGGAAUUUAACACGGAUGCUGAUGCUCAGGCUAACUUAGCUGUUGAACUUCCUGUUGGCGAAAUUCAAGAGCAGGCAAACUUUCCAUGACCAAGUGAUUGUGCUUGAGUGCAACUUGUGCAUUGCACCGUUUUAUUUCCAGUUGACUCAGACCCAAUGACUCGAAUGUAGGAGCAGGUGUCACCAAAUUUACAGUUGGCCAGCGUUGUUACUGGCCUGAACUGCGAUGCUGACAUGGAAAUUUCAGUGGGAGGGAAGUCUCUAAAUUUCUGGUUAGUGGCAUAGUGCUGAAUGAACUGGAGGCUAGCAAUUAAGCUUGUUCCCAGCAACAAUACUGUGUAACUGUCAACUGUUUUUGAGCCAGUAUGAGGUGAUGCAGUGAGUA